This is a messenger RNA of Leptonychotes weddellii (Weddell seal), 3906 nucleotides long. NCBI's taxonomy places the organism in Eukaryota, Metazoa, Chordata, Mammalia, Carnivora, Phocidae. The record is from RefSeq and is a predicted model, not a curated record.
AUGCUAGGAGGUGACGUAUUUGUAAAUCAGACCCACAUGGUGAACCAGUGUUGCGAGUUUACUUCACUCAAACAUCCCCACCAAACCUCUUUGCUCACAUCUCUUCCCCAUAAGACCAUCCAAUCAAAUAAAUGAAUGAAUUCAAGAAAAUCAAAGUUCCAAUCUGAAAGAGUAGGUGACCAUGAACAUCUCUGAAUCCAGGGUCAAUCGGAUGGAAUGCCAGCUGGUCUUACUGAGACUGCAUGGUGGAGGGGAAGAAAGUGGACAGGAAGGCUGGCCUUCCCAUGGGAUAAUUAAAGGAUAUGGGGCAGGUCUGGGCAAAGAGGACACAUGUUCUUUCCCUCUAGAACUCUAGCAACUUCCCUAAGUUACGUAUCCACUUCUAGGAUUGUUCACAGUGGUCAUCCAUUGGACAUUUUUUGGAGCUUAUUGUGUGUGCCGUGCAUGGUGCUGGACACUAGAGCUUCUAAAGGAAAAUAUUCCUCCCUCCCUUAAAUAUCUCAAAGUGCCUGCCCCAAGCUACCAACCACCCGCAUGCUGUGGGCUCCUGGAAGUUUCAUGAUGAGAAAUCAUUUGGGGUCUGAUAGAGUAACGAGAUGUUUUGGAUGUUUCAGGUGGAAGGUGUAGCUGUCGGGUUCAUGAGUGUGUGCUCAAGAGUGAACAUGCAGCUCCUGCAUGAGUGCUUUGACCUGGGGCCCUUCCACGGACUCUGCAUCCCACACCCCGAUGAUGUUCUGCAGCCACUGGAAGAGCUAAGCGUUAAAGGAAGUCAAGAUGCUGAGCUCGGUACUAGCAACCACAGUUCCCCGAAAAUAGUUGAGGAGCCACGGGAACCUGUCUCUCCAGAGGCCAUGGAAGGCGUUCAGGGGAGAAUCACAGAAGAAGCCACAGCUGAGGAACUUCUGUCAGCAGUCCAUAGUGGAAACACUAGUGAGAUGGAGGACAUAGAAAACCUCAGUCAGCAGUCCACUAUGGGUGAUACAGAUGGCUGUGUCAGCUGUUUGAGCUUGGCAUCCAUUUCGAUGCCCGAGGAGACCAGCGACUUCCGCCCCAUCUACAAGGGAGCCUCAGCUGCUUUUUGUAUUCAGCUCUUUUGUAUUGAGGAGAAAUACGAAGCAAGGUCACUGGACUUUAUGAAUUUCAUCUUCAGUCUUUUUCCUGACAAGAACUUCUGCAUCAUUUCUCUGCCGCACCUUACCCCUGAGUUUGCCCUCAUCCAGAACUUCGUGAAGAUUGUCCCCUUCCACAACUGUACGCUGGAGCAGGAUCUCUAUGUCUUCCAUCGGGCUGGAUUGCUCAAGUCUAUUAAAAUAAGAUUAGCCACUUUGUUGGAUACUCCUGGUGUUGAAAAUCUUGUUAGCACUCUCAUGCUGAAUAAAAGUAUAUUGGAGGAUUUAAAGCAAUACAAUGAGGCUCGCAGAGACCAUGAUGGAACACCAAUGAAGGCAUUUGUAGCUGAAGUCGCAGAACAAAUAGUUGGCAUUGCAGUUAUCAGAGAUGAAAUGGAUGUAGAGUACAUACGAUCCCAUUACAACAUUGAAGAUUUCAUCUACUUCAGUCACCACCAGCGUGAAGAACAUGGGCACCUGUAUCACUUUGCCCUGAACCCUGUCUUUCGGCACUACACCAAGUUUUUUCUGAAGGAGAUCCUCCGUUUAGGCUAUAAGUCCUGUCUCUACUACCCUGUUUACCCACAGAUCAGGGAAGGCAAGUUCCAGAGCUCCUAUGCCCACUCCCUGACAUCCGCCCUUCAUUACUUGGUUCCCGUGCGGCCGCGACGACAGAUUGUCUAUCCUCUGGAAAAGCUUGGCAUCAACGCUCCAUCAAAGGCGGUCUCCAAGGAUCCGUUGAGUUAUGCCUUGAACCAUACGAACAGAAAACUGACACUGGAACCUAAAAUAACUGUGAAUGCCAAGAUUGUUGUGGUUGGUGCAUCCAAUGUUGGAAUUUCCUUCCUAGAGACAUUGGUAUUUUGCUCUCACCUGAAGUUUAGUAAUCUCACCCUGAUUUCAACCCAUGGACUCCCUGGAAAAAAGCUUCUGGGCACCGAACAAAGGAAGUUUUUAGCAAGCGACCACUGUUUUCAUGACAAAGAUUACGCGUUGAUGUCACUGUGCUCCUGGGUCAACGUGGUGGUGGGUAGAAUGACUGCCAUAGACCGAGCAGCCAAGCACGUGGUGCUUUCCAAAGAGGAAAUCGUGCUCUACGACCAUCUCAUCCUCUGCACCGGGCAGCAGUACCAGGUCCCGUGCCCUACAGGGGCUGAUAUUAGUCAACAUGUGACAAACAGAGAGAUUCCAAAUAGUGGGAAGCAGCGAUACGCUGAUAAAGUUCCCUGCAAUCAUUUCACUCUCAACGACGAAGAAGAUUGCUGUAAGGCCCUGAGUUGGAUAAGGAACAACUCCAUCAUCGCAGAAGGGAAUGUCAUUGUCUAUGGGAAUACAAUUGACACUUACACCACAGUGGAGACGCUCUUAAACAUCGGUGUGAGGGGCUCCCAUAUCCACCUGGUGCGGCCCCCGCCCACUUCCACCAUCACCUGCAUCAACAACUACUCGGUGGAGAGCGCGGUGGAGGAGGCGCUCAGAGCAGCGGGAGUUACCGUUUACCGCGACGCGCUCCUGGCUCAGUGGAACGAGGGCCGGGACCCAGACCCCAUUCACAGCGCCUGCUUCACCACGCCCACCAAGCCUUUCAGACUUCCGUGCUCCAUGUUCUUCAGCUUCUGUGAGAAGAAUGUGGAUUAUGAAACAUUUAAAGCACUCAAUGAUGCAUGUCUUGUCUAUGACGGCCGACUUGUGAUUGAUACCAACUUCCACACCAAUGACAUAGCCAUCAGAGCAGCUGGCUCCCUCACCAAAUUCUCCAAUAAAUAUUACUCAAAUGAGUGGACUCAUAGCAGCUUCAGUUCCAAAGAAAUUGGCUUCCAGCUGGCAGCAGCUAUGCUCAGUCUCUUUGACCCAACCCUUGAACCUGUGACUGAGCCGCCGGCUGAUCUUGACCGACUCAUCCCCAUGUACAAGGGAGCCAAGAUCCAAGGAGGCAUUCUGCCUGGGUCUUACCAUUAUCUGCAUAUUGCCAAACCUGCCAUUCCAACUCCCUUAGAGGUACAAAUGGCCCAGCCUAAUUUUGGUUUAGAAAUAGUAACAGGUAAUGCAAAAAAUGGGACUUACUUCCGAAUACAUAUCAACAAGUAUAAAAUGGUGGAAACCAUCACGUGCCUUUCUAAAGAGCCUUUCCCUGCCUCCAACUACAUCCGCCUAUUUGGCCAGCAUGAGCAACUUCUCAACAACCUAUGUGCUCGGUAUGAGGACAAGCUUAUCCCAGAUCUCUACAGCUACUUCAUGGAGCCAUGGUGCAUGGCCCUCUUUCACGAUCGUUUUAUUGAUCUAAGGAAAGAGUUACGCCAGAUCUUGACCUCCAAGGAGGAGGAAGAACUUCCUUCCAUAGAACAGUUAGCCCGGCAGAUAGAAGAUGAGGAAAUUAACCUGAAGGAGAAGCCCCGGAAAUAUCUCAAAAGAGUCUACCAGGAAACCAUCUACAAGUCGCUGGUGGAGAAGAGCAUUCUUGACUACCUGCACUAUAAUCACUACCACCUGCCCAUGUACGCGUGGCCAGGCAUCAUUUAGUUGUGGCCACGGCCUCCACUUUAUUGUGUUCACACGUGGAGUUCGGGGAAGUGCUCGUAUAAAUAGGAAACCUCUCUGAAGCCUGGCUUGACAACCGAGCACCAUCGUGGUUUUGGGACGUCCUUUCCACUUCCACGAACGUCUGUAGUUUUCUAUCGUUCCAGUAGGUGGCGCACGGCCGUGGGUCUCUAUUCUGGGGCAGGGAGACGCUUCUGAACACCAGGCAUGUUCCAGUGCAGAAUAAUCCAUUUCAGCAAUAAAAUGGGAUGCACUGUGU